Doryrhamphus excisus (bluestripe pipefish) is the source of this 1809-nucleotide messenger RNA. RefSeq names its product phosphatidylinositol-5-phosphate 4-kinase, type II, gamma a (gene pip4k2ca). Gene Ontology annotation, biological process: phosphatidylinositol phosphate biosynthetic process. Lineage: Eukaryota; Metazoa; Chordata; Actinopteri; Syngnathiformes; Syngnathidae. Gene Ontology annotation, cellular component: plasma membrane. The record is from RefSeq and is a predicted model, not a curated record. Gene Ontology annotation, molecular function: 1-phosphatidylinositol-5-phosphate 4-kinase activity; 1-phosphatidylinositol-4-phosphate 5-kinase activity.
UCAAAAAGUCACCACGUGGUUGAUAAUAACAUCGCUGGGCUGGAGGGGGCGGUGAUGGGCUGUCAACCAUUAUUAUUUCGAUGUCUUGAGAAGCACUGUUCAAGUUGACGAACGAGUUAGCCAUGUAGUAUAAAUUGUGCUUUAAAAGACAUUGUAACACAAUUUCGGAGGUCAAAGUGUGACCUUUGGUUGUAUCGGGAAGAUUAGCCCCGGUUAGCUGAGUAACAGUUAGCAUUCAUUCAGGAAGACGUUGUUAGCAGCAGCAGCAGCUCUCGCGACGCUGACGCAGACAAGCACGUCCGUGGUGGUCAUGGCUUCGCUUGGUAACUCGGCGGCCACCUCUAGUCCUAUGGUAGUCCUGGCGCCCAAAACGAAGACGAAAAAGAAACACUUCGUUCAGCAGAAGUUGAAAGUGCUUCGAGCCAGUGACCCUGUUCCUAGCGUCUUUAUGUGGGGAGUUAAUCACUCGAUUAACGACCUCAACCAGGUGCCAGUUCCUGUCAUGUUGCUCCCUGAUGACUUUAAGGCCAACACUAAGAUCAAAGUUAAUAACCACCUCUUUAACAAAGAAAAUCUUCCUGGACAUUUUAAGUUCAAGGAAUACUGUCCUCAGGUCUUCAGAAAUCUAAGGGAGCGAUUUGGUAUUGAAGACCUGGACUAUCAGGUGUCAUUGACUCGCAGCCCUCCGACAAGGACCGUUGAUGACCGAGGAGAGGGUCUGCUCCUUAACUCCUAUGACCGCACGUUGAUCAUCAAGCAAAUCUCCAGUGAGGAUGUAGCAGAUAUGCACAGCAUCCUGUCAGAGUACCACCAGCACAUAGUCAAGUGUCACGGGAGCACCCUGCUGCCUCAGUUCCUGGGAAUGUACCGUGUCAGCGUAGAGAGUGAGGAGACCUACCUGAUCGUGAUGAGGAACAUGUUCAGCCACAGACUGGUUGUACACAGGAAGUAUGACCUGAAGGGUUCUCUGGUGGAUCGUGAAGCAAGCGACAAAGAACGCGGUAAAGAACUUCCCACCUUCAAGGACAUGGACUUCAGGAACAACAUGCAGAAGGUGUACGUCACAGAGGAGCAGAAAGAAAAGUUCAUGGAGAAACUAAACCGGGAUGUGGAGUUCCUGGUGAAGCUGAAGAUCAUGGACUACAGCCUGCUGCUUGGUAUCCACGAUAUAGGCCGAGCCGAGAGAGACGAGGAGGAAGGUGAGGAGGUUUCCAACGAGGAAGACCUGGAGGCAGAGAACGGCUUGGCACCAGGCCCCACUGUGGGAUCUUACGGCACCUCUCCAGAGGGAAUAGCUGGUUACAUGUCGUCCUGCAAACCUCUUGGACCCGGGGAGUUUGACCCUUACGUGGACGUGUACGCUCUCAGCAGCUGCCCAGGAGCCCCUCAGAGGGAGGUCUAUUUCAUGGGUCUGAUUGAUGUGUUGACUCAGUAUGACACCAAAAAGAAAGCAGCUCACGCAGCCAAAACCGUCAAACACGGGGCGGGGGCCGAAAUCUCCACCGUACACCCAGAGCAAUAUGCCAAACGAUUCCGUGACUUCAUCUCGAACAUUUUUGCAUAAAAAUCCAACUGCAAACGCAACACUCGGAGCCUCUUACCAUUGACCAAAAAUAAUGUGGAAAUAUUUUUAAAGUGUUGAUAUGAGGAGAGACUACUUCCAAUGUGUAGAUAUAUAGUCAACUUCAUAUUCAUAUGUUUAUUUUUAAGAUUUCGUAUAGAUAUUAAGCACUCUUGAAAAGGUAAAUCUUAAGUGACGUUGAUCAGUGUUCAGUGUAUUAGAACACAUUACAACUGAUUUUUCCCUUU